This is a messenger RNA of Drosophila subobscura, 2397 nucleotides long. It is a transcript of the gene bumpel, whose product is annotated as sodium-coupled monocarboxylate transporter 1. The record is from RefSeq and is a predicted model, not a curated record. NCBI's taxonomy places the organism in Eukaryota, Metazoa, Arthropoda, Insecta, Diptera, Drosophilidae. Gene Ontology annotation, biological process: sodium ion transport; transmembrane transport. Gene Ontology annotation, molecular function: symporter activity. Gene Ontology annotation, cellular component: membrane.
UCGGUGACAUAAUUGUUUACGCUCGACGUCAUUGUGGGAGAGAUCUCUGCGAGAUCUUGAUUCGUGAAGAUUAUGUCAAUGCGCAGUGUCUGCCGGGAGCACUGUUUGAUGUUGACUAAUCCCCGGACUUUCUAAGGUCGCGUCCAUGAUUCAACUGGAGACUGAAGUGUCGUAAUUCUCCUACACUCUCGGCCACACUCGCCGGCUUAGCCUCUGCCCCAUGUGCGCACAGAUUUGUUGUGGGUGCUGCUGUGACUGUGACUGUGCCUGUGCCAGCGCCAGCGCCUCUGUGUCCAAAAACUAAAUUGCUCGACAAUUGAUAAUUGAGCGAAAUUGAAUUGAAUCACAGCCAGAGGAGCCAGCGAGCAUUAGAUGGGCCUGCGCUUAGUUAAUCGGAGACAGAGCUAGGCGUUGGACGCGCUUCGUUGGAUAAACCUUUAGUCCUUCUUCCUUCCUCGUUAGUUAGAAUCGAGUGCCACAAGAUGCACAACAUUGAGGAGAUACUCGUCGAGCUGCAGCGGUUCUCGUGGCCAGAUUAUGUGGCAUUUGUGGCCAUGUUCCUGCUAUGCAUCUGCAUUGGCAUCUACUUCGGCUUCAUGAACAAGUCCGUCUCCGAGGCGGACUACAUGCUCGGCGGUCGCAAGAUGCUGGUGAUUCCCAUUGCCUUCUCCCUGGUGGCCAGCUUCAUAUCGGGCAUCACGCUCCUCGGACUGCCCACCGAGGUGUAUUCCUAUGGCGUGCAGUACCUCUACGUGGCCUUCGGCGUCGUCGGCAUGGGCAUUGUGAUGGGCGUGUUCUAUCUGCCGGUUUUCCACGAUCUAAACAUAACAUCCACCUACGAGUAUCUGGAAGUUCGUUUCGAUCGCCGCCUGCGCCUCUACGGCUCCAUUAUGUUUGCGGUUAUGAAUGUCGCCUAUCUGCCCAUCGUGAUUUACGUGCCGGCGCUGGCCUUCAACCAGGUGACGGGCAUUGGUGUGCACACCAUCACGCCGAUUGUGUGCAUCAUUUGUGUGUUCUACACGAGCCUCGGUGGGCUCAAGGCGGUGGUUUGGACGGACGUGGUGCAGGCGGUGUCCAUGCUGGGCGCCCUCUGCCUGGUGGCCAUCAAGGGCAGCAUUGACAUAGGCGGUGUGAGCGUUGUGCUGGAGCGAGCCUGGAACACUGAUCGCCUGGAGGCGCCCGACCUCAGCAUUGAUCCCACAGUUCGUCACACGUUCUGGUGCCUGUUCUUUGGCGGCAUUGUGUACUGGACACAGACGAAUGCCGUCUCCCAGAACAUGAUCCAGCGAUACCUCGCACUGCCCACGCUCGCAGACGCGCGCAAGGCUCUGUUCAUCUUCUGCGUGGGUGUCCUCAUCCUGAUGGCCCUGUGCGGCUACAAUGGACUGCUCAUCUAUGCCACCUACCAGAACUGUGAUCCGCUCACUACCAAGCUGGCAAAGGCUCGGGAUCAACUGCUGCCGCUCUUUGUGAUGGACACGCUGGGCGAAUUGCCCGGCAUGACGGGCCUCUUCAUAGCAGGCGUCUUCAGUGCUGCCCUCAGCUCGCUCUCCACCUGCCUCAACUCCAUGUCGGCGGUGGUGCUGGAGGACUUUGUGAAGCCCUACGUUAAGCAGCCGCUCUCCAGCUCGUCCAUCAACUGGAUCAUGCGCCUGGUGGUCGUCGGUGUGGGUGCCCUCUGCGUCUGCCUCGUCUAUGUGGUGGAGCACAUGGGCACAGUCCUGCAGCUGACCAUGAGCCUGGAGGCCAUCACAAAUGGCCCGCUCUUUGGCAUCUUUACCAUUGGCCUGUUGCCUUGGAUCAAUGGAAAUAGCGCUCUUUUGGGCGGCAUCAUGGGCGUCAUAGCCAUGUCCUGGGUAAGCCUCAAUGCCCAGUGGGCCAUUGCCUCGGGUGCCAUUAGCUACAACACGAAGCCGCUCAACAUUGAGCAGUGCGACUACAGAUUCAAUCUCACCGCCACGAGUGCGGCCAACAGCAGUCUCCAUCUGGCAGGAUCAGCCACAGAGGACAUCUUUCCACUGUACCGCAUCUCGUACAUGUGGUACACAACCUUCGGCGCUUCGAUCACCAUUAUUGUGGCGCUGCUCGGCUCCCUGGCGUUUGGCAGAAACAAUCCGAACAAAGUUGAUCCCGUACUGCUGACACCCUGCAUACGAAGGUUCUUUAGCUUUGGCUCUGACAAGCCACUGGAUGCCUACAAACCCGACAUUCCACUACAGCACAAGCUCCGAAACGAUGAGGUGGCACUCUGAAGAAUCCAACAGCAUAAACUUGUAGAUAAUCCAUGAUUGAAUGAAUUUUUGUAACCCUUUGACCCGUUCAGUGGCGUGGCGUAGGAAAAAUACAACUGUGUUUAAUCAAAGGAUUAUUAACAAUAUAUAAAUACGAUUAACACAA